Messenger RNA from Equus caballus (horse), 954 nucleotides. Lineage: Eukaryota; Metazoa; Chordata; Mammalia; Perissodactyla; Equidae. The record is from RefSeq and is a predicted model, not a curated record.
AUGGUCAACCAAAGCUCCCCAGUGGGCUUCCUCCUUCUGGGCUUCUCUGAAUACCCAGGACUUGAAAGAAUCCUCUUCAUCAUUGUCUUGAUUUCUUACCUCCUGACUCUGGUGGGCAACACACUCAUCAUCCUGCUGUCUGUGCUGGACCCCAGGCUCCACUCUCCUAUGUACUUUUUCCUCUCCAACCUCUCCUUCCUGGAUCUCUGCAUCACUACCAGUUUUGUCCCCCAGAUGCUGGUCAAUCUCUGGGGCCCAAAGAAGACCAUCAGCUUCCUUGGCUGCUCUGUCCAGCUCUUCACCUUCCUGUUCCUGGGGACCACAGAGUGCAUCCUCCUGACAGUGAUGGCCUUUGACCGCUACGUGGCUGUCUGCCAGCCCCUCCACUAUCCUGUCAUCAUCCACUCCCGCCUGUGUUGGCAGCUGGCAUCUGUGGCCUGGGUAAUGGGUCUGGUCCAAUCAGUAGUCCAGACACCACCCACCCUCAGCCUGCCCUUCUGCCCCCACCGGCAGAUAGAUGACUUUGUAUGUGAGGUCCCUUCUCUAAUUCGACUCUCUUGUGGAGACACCAGCUUUAAUGAGAUCCAGUUAGCUGUGUCCAGUGUCGUCUUCCUGGUCAUGCCACUCACCCUCAUUCUUAUCUCUUAUGGUGCCAUUGCACAGGCAGUGCUGAGGAUUAACUCUGCCAUAGCAUGGAGAAAGGCUUCUGGGACCUGCUCCUCCCAUCUCCUUGUGGUCACUCUCUUCUAUAGCUUAGUCAUUUCUGUCUACCUCCAGCCCAAAAAUCCCUAUGCUCAGAAGAGGGGCAAGUUCUUUGGUCUCUUCUAUGCAGUGGGCACUCCUUCACUUAACCCUCUCAUAUACACCCUGAGGAACAAGGAGGUCAAGAGGGCGUUCAGGAGGUUGCUGGGGAAGGACGGGGUCUCCAGGGAGAGCCGAGGGAGAGCUGCUUGA